Amoebophrya sp. A120 is the source of this 2106-nucleotide messenger RNA. NCBI's taxonomy places the organism in Eukaryota, Dinophyceae, Syndiniales, Amoebophryaceae. The record is from the annotation of a GenBank genome assembly.
GAUACAUAUAGUACAAAAAAUAAGGAAAAAUUGUUCAAAUCUUCCACCUUGGCAGGCUAUAUUAAAACUGAGCAUCUUUAUUUUACUACAGUGUGACAAAGAAACGCAAACAGUGCCGCUCUGUAGUAGCCCACAUCAACCCAUCACACAGUAGAUCUGCAAGCAUGGUGGUCUGCCCGCUCGCUACCGGCUUUACGCUGGGAGUUUUUGUGGGAACCAAAGUGACUUUGGGUAUGUAUUUCACCCUUCUCGCUAUCGUGAAUUCUGGCAAUAGGGAGGAAGAGGAGGACGAAAAUGCGGAGGAACUCGAAAUGCAACGUGAGUUGCAAGAAUUGCAACUGCUAGAAGCGCUCAGAAACGAUUACGAGGAGCGCAAAAGUUUUAGUCCCUCCAACUUUAUUCGCUCCGAUGUGAAAAGUAACAACUACAACAACUACCCGAUUUCUACGUCUAAAAAGAAGAUCGAACUAGUUAACGAUAUGGAGCACCGACGCCAUAUUGUAGCGAAGAAUUUCUUGAAGCACAAAAAUCGAAGCACUAUCCCCACCAAGACUGUCGUUGCCCGUACCGCUCAGUCCUCCCGUGUGCAGCUGUAUAAUCAGGAUAUUGCAACUAAUUCUAUUAAUUCGAUGAACACAGUGGGAGUAGAAGUUGCCAUGCUGGAAAAGAACGGAAAUCAUUUUUACAACGAGGGCGGGGAUCAGGAAGACUCUGGAGCUUCUACCACUUGCUCGCCCUCUUCCGUCGGGCAUGACAGCAACUAUUCCGACAAUGUUAGCGUCACCGAUUACAUCAACCAGUUGAACAACCAUUUGAAGGUGCAGGCCCCCGAGCCAGCCCCGGCAGCGGCCUCCAAGGCUGCUGCUGCGGCUGAGUUCUGGUUCUAGCUCAGAGUGUUUUGUAAUUGGAUUGCGUACGAAAAAAAUAAAUCGCGAUUUUUACUAUGUACUAGACGUACAUAGUUGUACAGCCAGAAAAGAAAAAUUGCUUCAUAAAUAUCUCUACAUAUAAGAAUUAUCAUGUAAACUGCCUUCUUCAUUUUCAAUAAACCCUUCACAGGAUGUGCUUACACAUUUAUGCUCAGUUCGCUAUGCUACAGUGCUUAUUUUCAAACUUCCCUUUGGGAUUUUAGUUUUCAAUAUAAGAAUUAUCAUGUAAAUGCACAGUAGAUAGUACGGUACCGUAGCAUACAUAGAUAAGGAGAUCUACACAAAAGCGUUACGAUCAUAGGGGGAAAAGAAAACUAAGAAAGACAAAAAUUUUGGAAAGCGACCAUCUUGUCGUGGCCAACUGCGAAAAGUCGUGGCUAGACUUUUGGGUUGCGAAAACAAAUUAUCGGGCAACGUCGAACGGUUUAAUAUCGGAAGUACGUUGCCUAGUUUCUGGGAUACGGAUCUCGUCUUUUUAGUGCAAAUAAAAUGUUGAUUUUUUAUAUCACCCCUGUAUUCCGUGAGGCAUUCUUAUUCACAUUAUGUAUAGCACCUCGAGGAAGUUGCUUCUAGCAUGCUGACUCGGGAGAUAAAAUUGGUGAAAUUGAAGACAGAACUACGGAUAGCAUGCAUAGGCAUAGCGAAGCCAGAGGCAAGCGCAAUUCUCUUGUAGUUACUGACAGAUAUGAAUUCACUCAUCUUAAUUUCAAGAACAGACGAGUUCGCAUUCAUUUUGGGAGCACAUGAUAGGCACGCUUGAGGCAUUGAUUACUAUGGUACAGGACAACAAUUCUACAAAACCAAGUUUGAGAUACAACAGACCUACAGAGGCAACAGAAAAGGAAGACUCUACUGUACAAGUGUGUUUGUACGAACAUGUUACAACAACUAGAGGACGCUACAACCGGGAUUCAGUAGAACUUGACUUGAAAAAAGGCGAUCACUGAACUUUUGCAGCGGUUUUGUAAAAUCAAAGUCAUGAAGAUGAAAGAACAUGAGCAGAAAAAAUUAGAAGUAGAGCCACAACCUGCGCGUGCGUGACAGGCAAGAACCAUACCUCCAGGUCUUAACAAUAACGAAAAGGAGAGUUGUUGUACACCAUGCGACGAUAGUUUUGUAGAAAAUCAAGACACAAGUUGGUUUGCUGUAUGCUGUUGUUAGUUUAGCGUAGAAGGGG